Molecule: messenger RNA, 207 nt
Organism: Gryllus bimaculatus (two-spotted cricket)
Lineage: Eukaryota; Metazoa; Arthropoda; Insecta; Orthoptera; Gryllidae
Source: the annotation of a GenBank genome assembly
AUGGCUCAUUUAACAUGGGAUCUUAAUUGCAUCUGGCCGGACAUCCCUGGCUUCCUGCUGCAGCCCUUCCGCAAGCCGAAGCGCAUCCGCACGGCGUUCAGCCCCAGCCAGCUGCUCAAGCUGGAGCACGCCUUCGAGAAGAACCACUACGUGGUGGGCGCCGAGCGCAAGCAGCUCGCGCAGUCGCUCAGCCUCACCGAGACGCAG